AUGGACAUAAAUUUGGUAGAAGAUACGGAAAAAUUAUCCCUUGAAAGUGAAGACAAAAAAAUAACGAAACGCAAAGACUAUAUAGAUUGGAGGGAAUAUUUUAUGGCCACUGCAUUCUUAGCUGCGAAACGAAGCAAAGAUCCGAGUUAUCAAGUUGGUGCUUGUAUAGUGAACAAGGAAAAUAAAAUAGUUGGUGUUGGAUAUAAUGGUAUGCCAAUUGGUUGUAGUGAUGAUGAAUUUCCAUGGGGAAAAGAUACACUAUCCAAAUUAGAUAGCAAAUUUUUAUAUGUGUGUCAUGCUGAAAUGAAUGCCAUUCUGAAUAAGAACUCAGCUGAUGUUAAGGACUGCACUAUUUAUGUUGGAUUAUUUCCAUGUAAUGAAUGUGCUAAAAUGAUUAUACAGUCUGGUAUAACUGAAGUUAUAUAUUUUUCUGAUGAAAAACGACACAAACCAAAGUACAUAGCUUCAAAGAAGAUGUUUAAUGCUGCCGGUGUGAAGUAUUGGCAAUAUAUACCAAAGAAUGACAAGAUAGAAAUAACUUUCUCUGGUGCAGCCUGGCAGAACAUGAGUCCUUCAAAGUAA
Messenger RNA from Danaus chrysippus (African queen), 582 nucleotides. NCBI's taxonomy places the organism in Eukaryota, Metazoa, Arthropoda, Insecta, Lepidoptera, Nymphalidae. The record is from the annotation of a GenBank genome assembly.